Molecule: messenger RNA, 2940 nt
Organism: Colletotrichum fioriniae
Lineage: Eukaryota; Fungi; Ascomycota; Sordariomycetes; Glomerellales; Glomerellaceae
Source: RefSeq, a predicted model, not a curated record
AUGGACAUGUACGACAAAAUAUCAUCGCCUGAGGAUGUUACGGAGAGACCCCAGGCUCCUCCAGGUCCACCAGCCCCAAGGCAUCAGAGACUCACAACCUUUUGCAUCGGGUUCUUGAUGGUAUUCUCCCUCUUCAGCGUCGGCAGAGAGGUCAAAGACUACUUCUACCAAGAACCUACCCUCAACAGCCGAUCAACAGCAAAACGAGACCUGGGUUCUUGGGGUCAAGCUAUCGACGCUAUAGUAACUCCAGAUACUGUCGAAGCUAUCGGCAACGACCCAAGGCUAAGAAGGACAUUGAUGUCCAUGGUCGAUUACACCUUUGAUCUCACAGAUCAGCUAGCCGCCCGCUAUGAGUCCCCUCAACUCCAGGAGACAAGAGAAGCACUACGAGAGUACAAGGAGCAGAUCAGGAGGAGCCUCGAAGGGUUGAGGGACGAUAAACGAGUCUCGAGUCAACUCCAUAGACGACAGCUCCCAAGUCUCGGAGAACUCUUUGGAGCGGCGGUCUCUGGAGGUAGCGCCGAUGGUGGUGGUGGUGGUGGUGGAGGAGGAGGCGGUGGACUUCCCAACCCUUUCGGCCUCCCACUCCCCGGGGCACCGGGUGGUUCUCCAGGCGGCGCUCCCGGAGGUGGUACGGGUCCCCUAGGCCUCCCUGGUCUUCCAACUCCAGGCGGUGGCGGUGCCGAUGGAGGCGGGAUGUCAGCUGGCAUACUCAGUGGCCUUCUACAACCCCUGAAAGACGGCCUCAGCAACGUCGGAAACCAACUGGUCGCCAACCUCAACGGUCCGGGCAUGUUCCUCGGCAUCGGUGUCGGAGCCGGAGCGGCUCAGGGGCUCAACUUGUCCACACAAGCAAAGACGAUGGAAGUCGCAGCAAAGGUUGCGGCAGACAACAAGAUGGAGGCCACCGGUCUCAACCCUGCCAUCCAGAACCUGGGCGUGGGACUAACUUCCACCCUCAUCGGCGCCAUCGACUUCAACAGCCUAGGCGGCAACCUCACAAAUCAGCUCCAGCCCAUCGCCCUGUCUCUCGCAACGGGUCUCGGAAACGGCACAGUCGCGGGUCUGAAGCUGAACGCCAACGCAGCGAACCUCGAGCCUGUAAACGAUUCGUCCAUCCCCAACGUCAUCGGCACCUUUGGAUUUGGUCUGACAAAGACCGUGACGGCCAAUAUUGACAUCAACCAGCUUUUCAACUCGGCCAAUAACCCCAACACCACGAAGCAAAUCAUGCGUAUCCUCCCGGCCGCGGCAUCGGGCUUCGGCAAGGGCCUGGGGCAGGGAGCGACGGUCGGAUUGGGCCUACAGCCUGACUCUGCGGUGCCGAUGCAGCAGAUGCCCGACGACCAGAUCGACUUUGGCGGUAUCUCGCAGACGUUCGCCAAGGGUCUGACAAGCAGCUUCCUCCAGAACGGUACCGCGACCGAGUUGCUCAACAAGGUGGGCGGGUCGAUGAACAUGAACGGGCAGAACGGCGGAGGGAUUCCGGCGACCAUCAAGUUUAACGGCAUGGACAUCCAGGUCAGCAAGGUCGCACAGGGCUUUGCUCGCGGGUUCCUUCAGGGCGCCGGGGAUGCAAUCCAAGGCAUGGGCGGCGUGCAGUCUCUCUUCGAGGGUAACGCCACCAUGCCCACCGGCGCGAUGCCCGACGCCAAGCUCCAGUUCGACGACUCGCUCGGCGGAGCUGCCAGUGGUUUUGGAGUCGGGAUCGGUGGGCAGGGCGUCCUCGUCGCGUAUGGACUGGCUAGCAAACCGCGAGGAAACACUCAGCCUGCCGCGAAUGCGCCGGCGGCCCCAGCUGCUAGCACGCCCGCCCAACGCCGGGAUGUCGAAUUGGUCUCGAGACAAGAUCCCCCGCCGGUGGUCUCCGUGAACACCACCGAGGGAUUCAACCUAUCCGUCGUGAUCAACGCGCAAACCAUUUCGAUGGCUGCUCAAGCCGGUGUCAAUGCCCUUACCUGUCAAGGCGUGGGUGGUUUGGGCCUCAUUGGCUUCGGACUUAUCCGCAGCAAGACCAUCGCAUUGGACUCCUUCAAUAAUGGAAACGUGACGAAGACUGCGAAGCAAGUGAUUCCGACUGGGAUCAUCAAGGUUUCCAACGAGGGGCAUUCGUAUGCCAUUGACGGACAGGUGAUCCGGGACUCUCUUGGAAACUCGAUCAUAAACGCUGCCAAUGGCAUCGAAGUCAACGGAUUCAAGCUACCAGGUUGGAUCGCCUUCUUGGUUCUCCACAUCCUCUUCGCCAUCAUCGCUUACAUCAACAUCCUUCCCUUGGCCAUCGGGCUGGAGCACAUGCGCAACCUCCUUCUCCGCAUCAACGCCCCUCCAAUUCUGCCAAAGAUCGAAAAAUGGAACAACAUCAUGUGGCUAUUCAUCAUGGGGCCUUCAGUGGUUGUUGUUCUCAUAUUUGGCAUACUCGUAACUGCGAAGUCAUCUCACUUUCGCACUGCCCACGGUAUCAUAAGCCUCUUUACAACCCUGGUUGGCUUGGCAGCUUUCUUGAUGCAUCUCGCCAUCAAGGCCCGCGCGCCUCCUGGACUCCCAAACACCUCCCGCUCCGGCCCCGCGCCACCGGCGCCCCUCCUCAGUCUCCCCAACAUCCGCGUCAUGGUUAACCAGCUCUUCCUGAUUCUCUCGUUCGCCUCUGUCAUCACCGGAUUUGCUGAUCUCAGCUCUGUGGCUCUAUGCUUUACGCAAGUUGUUCCUUUUGAUCUGGCGCUGGUCAUUGGGUUUAGUCUCUCCACGGUCUUCGUCCUGGGAUCCUCCGUCUCGGGACUUGACAUUGCGCUUACAGUCCGAGACUUUUUGAGGCACAAGAAGGCCCUGAAAGGCGGCGAUAAGACAAACGCCGCAGAAAGAGGCGCCGAGAGAGGUGUUGUCAUGCAGGGCAAGAUUUCUCAGCCAGCGAUGGUUGACGAGAAGGGCGCAUUUGCAUAG